AUGAAGUACACUGGUUUUGCUGCUUCUGCCACCGCCUUGAUGGCUGGUGUGGCCUCUGCCGCUGUCACUGGUGUCACCGGUAAGCCUGAAGGUUUCGCCAGCGGAACCACUGGAGGUGGUGAUACUGCUGCUGUCUACCCCUCGACAACCGAUGAGCUUGUCAGCUACCUUGGUGACUCUUCGCCUCGCGUCAUCGUCCUCACAAAGACUUUUGACUUUACCGGUACCGAGGGAACCACUACCUCUUCUGGAUGCUCUCCUUGGGGCACAGGCGCUGCCUGCCAGCAGGCUAUCAACAAGGAUGACUGGUGUACCAACUACCAGCCCGAUGCUCCUACCGUUUCCAGCAUCACUUACGACGCUGCCGGUACUCUUGGCAUCACUGUCGCCUCUGACAAGUCAAUCGUCGGUGAUGGCUCCAAGGGAGUCAUCAAGGGCAAAGGUCUCCGUGUUGUUAACGGCGCAUCUAACAUCAUCCUCCAGAACAUCCAGAUCUCCGACAUCAACCCUCACUACGUCUGGGGUGGUGAUGCUAUUACUUUGGAUGGUACCGACAACGUCUGGAUUGACCACGUCACCACCUCCAACAUCGCCAGACAACACAUCGUCCUCGGCACCGAUGCGUGCGGAAAUGUCACAAUCUCGAACUCUUAUAUCGAUGGCUCGGGCGACUACUCCGCCACCUGCGAUGGACACCAAUACUGGGCCCUUUAUUUCGAUGGUGCCGGAGAUAAAAUUUCCUUCAAGAACAACUACAUCUACCAAACCUCUGGUCGUGCUCCCAAGGUCCAGACCGACACUCUUCUCCACGCUGUCAACAACUACUGGAACGACAACUCCGGUCACGCCUUCGAGAUCGGCGAGGGUGGCUACGUCCUCGCUGAGGGUAAUGUGUUCGAGAACGUCGAGGCUCCUCUCGAGGCUUCAUCCUUCAAGGGCGAGCUUUUCACCGCUGACUCUGGCUCUGCUUGCUCUUCUGCUCUUGGACGCUCUUGCGAGGCCAACUCUCUCAGCGGUUCUGGCACUUUCAGCGAGAGCAACACUGACUUCUUGAGCAAGUUCUCCGGUGCUUCCAUUGCUACUGCUGGUCCUGCUUCUGAGAUCAAGUCCUAUGUCACUUCCAACGCUGGUAUCGGCAAGCUUGCUCAGUAAAUGCUGUAUGACGACUACAUGUCGAGGGAAUGAUGGAUUGGUGAUCUUUUAGGUGGAUGCAGCGCUGGCUUGCUGGUUACUUUCUAUUG
Aureobasidium pullulans EXF-150 is the source of this 1241-nucleotide messenger RNA. Its product is annotated as pecyin lyase 2. NCBI's taxonomy places the organism in Eukaryota, Fungi, Ascomycota, Dothideomycetes, Dothideales, Saccotheciaceae. Gene Ontology annotation, molecular function: pectate lyase activity. Bases 1 to 1152 code for a protein of 383 amino acids. The transcript is spliced from 6 exons. The record is from RefSeq and is a predicted model, not a curated record.